GUUUUUAACCUUCUUCAAAGCAUAUUUUGAUAAAUUCUUUUUGUUAAAAUCGACGACUUCAGUAAACAAUGUUGACACAAAGUGCACGUUCGUUAAUUUCCCCAAUCCGCAUGGCUUUGGCACAUGCAGCACGUUGUGCCGCAACAGAGGCUCCGCAGCGCGUAGAAAAAACUGUUAACAAUGUCACCAUUCUGGGCCGAGUUGGCGCUGAUCCGCAAAUGCGGGGUUCCGUAGAGCACCCGGUUGUAAUGUUUUCUGUGGCGACGCAUGCUAAUUACAGGUACGAAAAUGGUGAUUGGGCACAACGUACCGAAUGGCAUCGCGUAGUGGUUUUCAAACCAGCUUUACGUGAUACCGUCAUGCAGCAUCUGAAAAAAGGUCAACGUACAAUGGUGCAAGGAAAAAUCACCUAUGGUGAAAUUACCGACCAGUCAGGCAAUCAAAAGACUACCACUAGCAUAAUAGCUGAUGAUGUAAUUUUCUUCCGAACUGAGGCGUGAUUAUAUUUUUGUGUAGAUAAGUUACAUAUUUUUAAGCGUUUCAUACACUAUUCUUAUGUAACUAUAACACAUUCUAAGCUUAAUUUUGUAAAGUUUUAAUAACUAAAUAAUUUCAAUUAGUAUAUA
This is a messenger RNA of Rhagoletis zephyria (snowberry fruit fly), 626 nucleotides long. It is a transcript of the gene mtSSB, whose product is annotated as mitochondrial single stranded DNA-binding protein. Lineage: Eukaryota; Metazoa; Arthropoda; Insecta; Diptera; Tephritidae. Gene Ontology annotation, cellular component: mitochondrial nucleoid. Gene Ontology annotation, biological process: mitochondrial DNA replication; positive regulation of helicase activity. The record is from RefSeq and is a predicted model, not a curated record. Gene Ontology annotation, molecular function: single-stranded DNA binding.